Molecule: messenger RNA, 996 nt
Organism: Rotaria sp. Silwood2
Lineage: Eukaryota; Metazoa; Rotifera; Eurotatoria; Philodinida; Philodinidae
Source: the annotation of a GenBank genome assembly
AUGGAAUUAAAUAAUAGACUUCUUAGUUUAACUGGAACGGCAGGUGUUACACUCAAGAGUGAAUUAUAUCUGCUUCAACAAUUAAUUGUUCAACAGACAUUUUCUUUACAAAAUAAUAAUACCAAAGACUCAACAGCAUAUAAGAACUUGUCACAAAAUUUAUUCAGUGGCACGAAAAUGACUCAAAUAUUUAAUCCAAUGAUUCGGAGAUGGGCAGCUCAAAAACAAGUUACAAUAACAGUAAAUAGUAAUGCAGCCACUAAAGCAUGUGAUAUAACAGUGAAAGGACGAGAUUCGGAAAUUAGAAAAGUCAAAGAAGAAUUCGAUUCAUUUUUAGGUUGGUUACAAAUGUGUGCUGUUGUUAGACAUCCAGAUUCAGGUGUUUCUCCACGUCUUCUUCGUGCUGAAGUGCGUGCUAAUUGUGAAGAUAUUGAAGAGAGAAUUUCUCAUAUUACAGAUCCUAAACGAACAUACAUUGAUUUGUAUAAUAAUGUCAAGAGCUCAACAGCAACACGUGAAACACGAAUGGAAGUUGUUGCUUGGGUAGCUGUUUGUAAAUUUAAUUGUAAAUCACGACCAGAUAUUGCAAAUCCAAAGGAUUGGAUUGAAUAUAAGGCAAAUCGUCAUGGCGUAAAUAUUCCUUAUAUGAAUAAAGAAGUUGCUCCAGCUGAUUUAAACUGUCAUUUGUCAACAUACGGUUCAUUUGAUAUUGAGAAAUUUCAAGAUGAACUUCAUAAAUUUGGUAUGAAGUGCGAAUGUUAUCGAGAAGAAUGGAGAUAUAUUUUAUUAAUUGAUGAAAGUGUUCGAACAGGACCAUUUACUUUGGAUCUAAUUGAACCACAUGUUGCAUUGACACACGAUCGUAUUGAUUUUGAUGUUAGUAAUUUAGUGUUGGAAAAAAAUUAUACACGUGACUUAGGAAUGCGUAUUGAUAUUCAACAAAAGCCCUAUUCAAUUGAACUUGAAACAAUUAUUAAUUAUAUCAAAAAUAAAUAG